This is a messenger RNA of Necator americanus (New World hookworm), 546 nucleotides long. RefSeq lists its product as uncharacterized. The coding region runs from base 1 to 546 and encodes 181 amino acids. The record is from RefSeq and is a predicted model, not a curated record. The transcript has a single exon. Lineage: Eukaryota; Metazoa; Nematoda; Chromadorea; Rhabditida; Ancylostomatidae.
AUGACCAAAAUCGAUGGCUGGGGAUCUUUGGAGGCCGAGGGAAAAAUAUUCAUAAUGACGAAGCCUCAACACGACGCUACCUUCUCAACGCAUGAACAAAAUCGAUGGCUGGGGAUCUUUGGAGGCCGAGGGAAAAAUAUUCAUAAUGAUGAAGCCUCAACACGACGCUACCUUCUCACGCAUGAACAAAAUCGAUGGCUGGGGAUCUUUGGAGGCCGAGGGAAAAAUAUUCAUAAUGAUGAAGCCUCAACACGACGCUACCUUCUCACGCAUGAACAAAAUCGAUGGCUGGGGAUCUUUGGAGGCCGAGGGAAAAAUAUUCAUAAUGAUGAAGCCUCAACACGACGCUACCUUCUCACGCAUGAACAAAGUCGAUGGCUGGGGAUCUUUGGAGGCCGAGGGAAAAAUAUUCAUAAUGAUGAAGCCUCAACACGACGCUACCUUCUCACGCUGACCAAAAUCGAUGGCUGGGGAUCUUUGGAGGCCGAGGGACAAAUAUUCAUAAUGAUGAAGCCUCAACACGACGCUACCUUCUCAAUCGCAUGA